This is a messenger RNA of Diospyros lotus (date-plum), 1217 nucleotides long. RefSeq lists its product as uncharacterized. Gene Ontology annotation, molecular function: phosphatase activity. Gene Ontology annotation, biological process: dephosphorylation. The transcript has 9 exons. The record is from RefSeq and is a predicted model, not a curated record. NCBI's taxonomy places the organism in Eukaryota, Viridiplantae, Streptophyta, Magnoliopsida, Ericales, Ebenaceae. The coding region runs from base 107 to 691 and encodes 194 amino acids.
ACCCGGCCCUAAAUUGUCGUUUUAGAGUUCUUCGGACGAUUCAGAAACAAAGGCGGUCGGCGAAGCUAGCUAGGGUUCUGAAUUCCCCUCUUCGAAAUCGGGCAAAAUGGCGUCUUUAGCUUCCCUCAAGUCUGCAAUAUUUGACAGAGAAGAGAGAAAGCAGCAGUACCAAGCUCACAUACGAGGCCUUAACGCUUACGAUCGCCACAAGAAGUUUCUCAACGACUAUGUUGGCUUCUAUGGGAAGCAACAAUAUACACAAGAAAAGUUGCCUGUUAAAACUGAUCAAGAUACUCUUAGAGAAGGAUACCGGUUUAUACGAACUGAAGAAGAUGAUAUGAAUCCAUCAUGGGAACAAAAGCUGGUGAAGCGUUACUACGAUAAACUUUUCAAAGAAUACUGCAUUGCUGAUAUGUCACAAUACAAGAGUGGGAAGAUCGGCCUGAGAUGGAGGACUGAAAAGGAAGUCAUAUCUGGGAAAGGGCAGUUUGUGUGUGGUAACAAGCACUGUAAUGAAAAAGAUGGACUUUCAAGCUAUGAGGUUAACUUUUCUUAUUUUGAAGCGGGGGAAAACAAGCAGGCCCUUGUGAAACUAGUAACAUGUGAGAGAGUGGCUGAAUUCUUGUCUAAGAAAACUGAUCCAGUGACCCUAGGAUUAACAGUGGCAAUCCGGUGCAUUGAGAAGUAUUAGCAGAAAAUUAGCCUACCAGUGAUGGACCAAGUUCUCAUCUCUCCUCUCUGCUGUCCUAUGAUUCAUUGAGAUGCUUCUUGCUGUAUAACUGGUCACCUGAGGGUUUAAUAUGUUCAAUCUGAAGUUAUGAAUUUCUAUACUUUUAUUGUCCUUUCUUUACUUGCUUCUCAAAAGAUUAUCUGCUUGUUUCCCAUUUUGUCUCUUUUAUUAUUGUCUGUUCUGAAGGCUAACCUUGGUAACAACAGUAAAGGUUGCUUCUUUAUGAAGGUUAUGGGUUCAAGUUGUGGAAAUAACCUCUCUGCAAAGGGCGAGGUUGCAUGCAUAAAUGACACUUUUCUGACCCUAUCAAAGUAGGGGGCCUCAUACAUUGGAGAUGCCUUUUAUGACUUUGAUAUUUCUAAUGGAGGCAUUUUUUUUCCCACAAUUUUCCUGGAUAAUUCACUCAUCAUUUUAUUACAUGCUAAAUGAUUUCUGUCCCAAUACCGUCAUUAUCAUGGCAUAAAUCUCAUACUUUCUGAACUAAAUU